Messenger RNA from Lindgomyces ingoldianus, 969 nucleotides. RefSeq lists its product as uncharacterized. The transcript is spliced from 2 exons. Lineage: Eukaryota; Fungi; Ascomycota; Dothideomycetes; Pleosporales; Lindgomycetaceae. Gene Ontology annotation, biological process: regulation of transcription by RNA polymerase II. Gene Ontology annotation, cellular component: nucleus. Bases 52 to 939 code for a protein of 295 amino acids. The record is from RefSeq and is a predicted model, not a curated record. Gene Ontology annotation, molecular function: cyclin-dependent protein serine/threonine kinase regulator activity.
UUCAAAUAUCCCCAUACCUCGCGCGAAACGAACGCCUCACGGACACAAAUCAUGCAGCCCUCCCAUCUCGCAACCCCACUAGCUACAAUCGAGCAGCUCGAAACCUCAGGAUCCCAGCUCGACGGCAUCCCAGCCGAUCUCGAAGACUCCGUUCGCUUCGCAGGAGCUAGGCUUACGCAGGCUGCCGGCAUUUUGCUGCGGCUGCCGCAAGAGAUUGUUGCGCAGGCGAUUGUAGUGUUCACAAGGUUUUUUUUGGGACCAGAGGGGGGGAGCUUGGCCGAAUAUGACACGAAGAACAUUUCCGCAAGCUCGUUGUAUAUUAUUGCAAAGAUGUCAGCGUGGCCGAAGUCGCCACGGAACGUAAUCAAUGUCUAUACCUACCUCGAUUCGUUAUCGUCGACCUUCAUCGAUAUCGAAGAGCUAGAGAGAAAGCAUGAUGCAGAGGAAUACUACGUCUCUGAGGGGACGUUUCAGUCUCAGAAGGCACAAUUAUUUGCAAUCGAGCCACACAUUUUAAGGGUUCUGGGCUUCCAAUUACAUGUGUCCCUACCCUAUACGCUCUGCAUCACUUAUCUCCAAGCCCUUGAUGUCUUUAACCAGCCAAGAGCCUCUGAGCUAGCAAAGAGAGCUAUUGCAAGGCUGAACGAUGCGUUGUUGAGCCCACAGCUUCUAUAUUUAACGCAUCAAUCCCCAUGUCUAGCGACUGCGGCGAUAUACCUAGCAGCAAAGGAAGUGGGCGUGAAGUUGCCGGAUGUAGAGUGGUGGGAGGUAUUUGAUACGGAUAGGGAAGAGCUAGGAUUCUUGGUGGUGGGUAUGUUGAGUGUAGCGAAUUUCGCGCUUGAAGAGAAAGGGAAGUGGGGAAAGAGAAAGGUUCCGAUGACAGUUGAGGAGUUGGAGGUGGAGUUGGAGAGUAGAAGGGCUUCGAAUAGCGAAGAAUGAGCUUAAAUGAGACGUAGCGUUCUAUUCGGG